UCGCGGGGGAAUCCGGUCGAGCCCGGCAAGGACUCCAGAAGCUGGUCUCGCACCUGCGUCAGCGUGGGAUCGUCCAAACGACGUUCCCGGACGCCGGCUGGUCUUCUCGCGCAUAGCCCCGGGCUCCGACGGCUGUGGGCCGCAACGGUGAGCUGCGGCCUGCUCAGUCCUCAACGCAACGUCCGCACUGCGCGUAAUCUUUAACUACUGUAGUAGCGUUUGCUGGAAGUCGACACCCAAAAGAGCACUUACUGCGAUCCACUGUGGUUCGAAGGCAAAGAGCCCCUCGCCGACCGACAAGACUCGACCUCUUUAUAACCGCACACCCACAGUCGGGAAACAACCAGGAAGCAGCAGCCGGCCUGGCUGACACCGUUAAACCGCCAGGGUAACACGGACGUAGAGUGCGGGCAAUAUAACUCCGCCUCAGGAUCCAGUGGCGGUCGAAGACACGCCAUAUCUCAGUGCACAGCGUCGAACAAAGCUACGUGCCAGAGGCGACCAUGAACACGUGGCAUCAGAGACCAGCCUGGACGUUUCGGUUCCGUUUGCCCUGAUGCCCAGGAUCAUUGGCAGACCAAGAACCUCCCUUUCGCUUGUGACGACAUGUCUUACCACUCGUCGCGUUGGUGGGCGUACUGCCUCAUCUUCGCGUUCGCCUGCCAGUUGUUCCUUGCGCGGACCGGUACGGCGCUGGAGUUUCAGGGUCGCCACCUGGCCCACGCGCCAGUGGGCGAGCGCAGCGAGAAGCACGAGCACAAUGGGACGUGCACCUUCCGCGGAGAUCCCUACGCCGUCGACAAGUUCAUCGAGAAGGCCGCCGUGGAAUGCUACAUGUAUACCAACGGACUCCGCGAAGAGUACCAAAAAAGGGUGUGCUACAAGGUCGGUUUUCCCAAGAUCUGCUUGAACUGCACUACCGACACGCGACCGCCGAACGAAGAGGACUGCCACUUACCCGACAUCAAUGACGAGAACAGCCCGCUCUUCUUGGCCUUCCGCACCAAGGCCAUCGGACGUCUCUGGGCAAACUGCGUCCGCGAGGCCAUCGCCUGCUGUCAUUACAUGCUGGACACACCGCGGAGGACGGAUGGGGUAUUUUGCAAUCGCACGUGGGAUGGCCUCACGUGCUACGAAGAUACCGACGUUAACAGGAACGUAUCAAAGGUCUGCCCACGGGUUCUCUACAUCUACUCGAAGCCUCACUGCGAAUACUACUCGACAAGAUGGUGCCAUGAAAACGGCUCCUGGUACCGGUUGAUGAACGUUCAGCGGACCUUCUACACAAGCUGUGCCCCCAAGCCGUGGGUCAGUGGGGAGUACGUCGGCGUAUACCACUACUCCAUCGGUCUUUUCACGCUGUCGGUGUUGUCGCUGAUACCGGCAUUGUUCAUCUUCAACUGGUACAAAUCAUUACAGGUACCUCGCAUUAUGAUCCACAAGCAUCUCUGCCUUGCGGUUAUGAUGUGUGGAGUGAUGUAUAUCAUCGACCAUUCGGUCUUCACGCUGGAUGACGUCAAGCCGACCAAGUACACCAAGAACCUUACUCACUCCAACACGUGGUGGUGCAAGCUGCUGUCGGUGCUCAACCGCUACUUCAUGGUGAGCCAGUACACCUGGAUGCUCUGCGAAGGCUACUACCUACACCGCCUCGUGGCCCAGGCCUUCUCCAAACAGAUGAAUCUCAAAUUUUGCUACACCUUCGGCUGGGGUCUUCCAGCUGUCCUCGUCAUUAUUUACAGCAUACUUCGUGCCACGCAGUCUGACGACAGGUGCUGGCGGAACAUCGUGGUCUACGACUACGCGUUCACCGGCCCCAUACUGACUUGCCUUGCUGUUAAUAUUUUUUUCAUGAUCCACGUCAUCUACAUCCUGGUAACCAAGCUCCGACAGCGGAAUGUCAAUGACAGCGAAAACUUUAGGAAGAUUCUGCGCGCCGUGGUGAUACUGAUCCCUGUUUUCGGUGUCCACUUCGUGUUGACUACGUUUGUGAGCCCAGCGUCAUGCAGCGCUUACCUCAAGAAGCUCUACGCCGAAUGGGGCAUCGUUGGCUUGCAGGGAUUCUUCGUCUCCCUCAUAUUUUGCUACCUCAACGGCGAGAUCCAGAGCCUGGUGAAACGCUCGUACAGCCGCUACAAGAACGACCGCAGCAUAAGCAGGAGACACCGGCCGAGCGUGCCGCAGACCACCACAACCACAACUACCACGACGACGGCCACAACUCCCAUGUGAUGCGCUUGAUAUCGCACGCACAGAUGCUGCUCUGGAGCACCUUUGCGGCUCCUCGUGUGCUCCAUCUUGACAAACAAAAAAGGACGCUUCCAAGGCGCAAAGUCCGGCAUCGUCGUAUGGACUUCCUUCGACAUGCUUCCCGGCUUUGUGCACACUAACGCCCUGUGCCAGGAUUUCAGUCACGAGUGCUUCCGCCUGAAACUGUUCCUUCCUUCGUGUGUGUGCGCGCGCGUUCGUGUGUUUACGUGAGCGCGCGCACUCUCCAUGUACUGUGCAAGCAAUUUCGGUUAACACUGUGGCGCAGUGUACCCCACCGCUGCCACAAACGCUGCACUAUGGC
This is a messenger RNA of Dermacentor silvarum, 2572 nucleotides long. RefSeq names its product calcitonin gene-related peptide type 1 receptor-like. Lineage: Eukaryota; Metazoa; Arthropoda; Arachnida; Ixodida; Ixodidae. Bases 607 to 2232 code for a protein of 541 amino acids. Gene Ontology annotation, molecular function: G protein-coupled peptide receptor activity. Gene Ontology annotation, cellular component: plasma membrane. The transcript is spliced from 15 exons. The record is from RefSeq and is a predicted model, not a curated record. Gene Ontology annotation, biological process: adenylate cyclase-modulating G protein-coupled receptor signaling pathway; cell surface receptor signaling pathway.